AUGGCAGAAAAAAGAAUUAACGGGUCUAUCUGCCCAGCAAGAAACUGUGCAAAGCUUGGAGUUGGGAAGAAUUUGAGAGAGGUGACAAUGUAUAGAUCAAUUGCUUUGCAUUCUGUGGUUGCUAAAGUUAAUACAGGAAUGGAUGACAAAACAGGACAACACUCCUUUGAUGAUGAAAUCCAGACUGAGUUCAAAGAUGCUACUCAAACAAAGUAA
Molecule: messenger RNA, 216 nt
Organism: Ilex paraguariensis (yerba mate)
Lineage: Eukaryota; Viridiplantae; Streptophyta; Magnoliopsida; Aquifoliales; Aquifoliaceae
Source: the annotation of a GenBank genome assembly